UAUUGGCUGUUGGACUCCUUGUGGCUGUAGGUAGUCUCCCUGUCAUUCCUUACAUAUUGAUGUAACAUUUUUCAAUGUUUUCUUUAAACUACAGUGGGAUUAGCCUGUGUCCCACACAUCUACUUUCACUGAAGUCCACUGUGAGAGUACAAGCUGCAGAAACCUUGUAAUCCAAAUAUUAAAACAUGGAAAACCUAGAGGAGAGCAUUGGGGAAGAAGAGAAUUAUGGCAUUGAUCAGGAAUACAGUGAUCCAGAGACAGAAUAUUUCAGUGAUGACAGCUGUGACUGGAUCUUAGACAGGAAAAUCAUGUGGCUGUCACUUCCUCGUCUGUGCUUGGAGCGUGUAUUCAGUUUUCUGCCAGACCGGGAUCGCAAAACUGCAGCUCUUGUUUGUCAUCAGUGGCACAACGUCAUGCGCUCACCUUCUCUCUGGCGCCACCGCCGUUUUCACUUCAGUGGUCGGAUUUCCAAAUUCAGGAAGCCAGAUUACUCCUCUGCCAUUGCCUAUGUGAGCCUUCUGGGCGCCUACCUGGAGAGGUUGGAGGUGACUGUGUGUCCUCCAAGGAAAACCCAGGCAGCCCUGAGACUGAAGGGAGCGAUCACUCAACUGUUUUCUGAGCUCAUCAGGGUGAGGGCCCCACUGCGCUCGCUAGCCGUCAUGAACCUGGAGUUGGACAGAAGCGCUUGGACUUCAAGCCUCAGAGCCUCAAUGGUGGGCUGCCUGAUUUCAUUCCUCCAGAGAGGCAGCUCAAAACUCAACUCCAUUUGUCUGAGCGGGAUGCGAAACUGCAUCCAUCAGGGUGUGGAGCUGCUUUCUGCCUUGUUACAUUAUGAGACGCGCUUCUACCCCCGGUGCUAUAUUUCCUCUUUGGAUUUGGAAGCAUUCUUUUCUGGUUCGGUGAACGUCUACCUCAACUCCAGCGUGCCCGACAACCUGAGCCAGUUGCAGUGUCUCACCGAUCUGAGGCUGAGUUACUCCUGUUUGUCAGAUGAGCUGCUAAUGGCCCUCCAGCAAAGACACGGAGGAGGGAGGCAAAAGUCCAGCAGAGAUGGCAACACCCUGCAAACAUUUUUACUGCACUGCUGUCUUAAAGAACCACAUCAACAGCUGAUUUGUGGCAGCUCAUGGGCAACUUUGGCAUCAAGCUGCCCAGACCUCAAAGUCAAGAUUUCAGUGAACCAAGUUGUUAACAUUGAUCGCCUCGCCAGGAUGCUGCUGCCCGAGAUUCCCCUGAGUGAAUACUGCAUGUCUGCUUUCUACUCGCCCAACGAAGACUGGAGUCCCAAGCCUCUCCUCAGCGACAUACUGCCUCAGUACAGACACACCCUUCAGCAUCUAAACCUGGACUUAAACAACUUCGGUGAAUCUUUGGAUGAGGAGCUGUUGGAGCUGGUUAAAGUGUGUGAGCGUCUGGUAAAGCUGAGCAUCUGCGCAUUCUUGGAAAUCCGAACUGUUGCGAGGUUGCUAGACAUGAGUUUAACUCAAAGCUCCCUCAAGGAGAUCCACGUAAGAAUCUGCAGCUUUAAUGAAGGUGCUGGAGAGGAGGAAGAAGCACUGGAGGAAAUGCUGUCUUCCUACCUUCAUCUUCCUCCUGAUCUGUGUUUUUCUGCCAUAAUUUACCCGUUUGAAUAAUACUUUCACGGGGAUUUGUCGACCAGCAAAGGACAAACAAAAAAACAAAUAAAUGAGUGAAGCAUAAAAA
Molecule: messenger RNA, 1704 nt
Organism: Neolamprologus brichardi
Lineage: Eukaryota; Metazoa; Chordata; Actinopteri; Cichliformes; Cichlidae
Product: F-box only protein 39-like
Molecular function (GO): protein binding
Source: RefSeq, a predicted model, not a curated record